CAAAAAGAUGGCAGAGAUGUGUGGUUACGCAAAUGAUUCGAUAACUUUUUGGCAUAGGUUUGGAAGGCCUCGUAAUCGAUGGAAGUUGAUCUCUACAGAUUCUGAAGCCUACACAGUUGGCAAAAACAUCCAAAAGGAUAAUGUGCUUGAAAUAUACUUUGAACAUUUGGAUUCUUACUUUCAAAUGGAUAAAGUGGAUUCAGUAAAUCAAUCAAAUAUUGGAGAAAAUGACAAACAACAGACUUUGUGUGAAAAUUCAUCGUGUGAUGAUUUUAGUGACUCGGAAGCUGAUUUAGCUGAUGAUGUUCUAGUUGAUACACAUGGGAAGAGGAAUCAAAGCUAUCUGGAAGAGAGAGAGCUCCUUAGUGCUGAAAUAAAGAGAAAAAUGGUUGAUAUAGAGGGGGAUUCUGAUUGUGUUGAUUCACAGAGAGUUUGGAUAGUGAUUCUGAAACUGAAAGUUUCAACUUUCCUCAGUACAAUCCAAAGACCGAUGGAGAUAACCCAGUAUUAGGUCUAGAAUAUGUCUUUGAGACAAAGAAGGACUUUAAAAAUGUUGUAGAAACUCAUGAGAUUAAGAAUGGAAAGUAUAUCCGAUGGGACAGGAAUGAUAGUAUAAGAAUGGAGGCAAUUUGCAUACACCAUCCACAGUGCAAAUGGAAAAUCAAGGCUUCUAGAAUGCAAAGAGAUAAGGCUUUCCAGAUUAGAACUUACGAUCCUACACAUACUUGUAAGGAGUGGCAUCAUGAAAAUAGAACGAUCACUUCAUCUUUCAUUGCAAGAAAGUACCUCAAAUAAGUUGGAUCAAACAGGAAUUGGAGAGUGGCAGAAUUCAGGGAUAGGGUAAGUGUUGAAUUAAGAGCUCAUGUGACGUUAUCUCAAGCUAAACGAGCUAAGAUGAAAGCGAUUGCAUUAAUUGACGGUGAUAUUAAAGAUCAAUAUAAAUGAUGUGGGACUAUUGCAAUGAAAUUGAUAGAACAAAUCCAGGCAGCACGAUUUACAUGAAGCUCACUGAUAAUGAGGUCCCCAAUGAGCCACAGAGAUUUCAGAGAAUAUAUAUUUGUUUUGCUACUUGUAAGCUUGGCUUUAGAGCGGGUUGUAGAAAAAUUGUAGGUGUGGAUGGAUGUUGGUUGAAGGGUCCAAUGUAUGGGACUCAGUUGUUAUCUGCAGUUGGCAUCGAUGGUAACAACAAUAUAUUUCCUGUUGCCUACGCAAUUGUAGAAAAGGAAAGCAAAGAGACAUGGGCCUGGUUUUUUGAAUCAUUUAGCUGCUGAUUUGCAUAUACAUGAGAUUGGUUAGACCUUUAUGUCAGACAAACAAAAAGGUCUUAUUGAAGCUUUUAAUGAUGUUUUGCCUCAUGUGAGCCAUAGGUUUUGUGUGAGACACCUUCAUAACAAUUUUAAAAAGGCUGGCUUUGGCAGUUCCACAUUAAAAAAGGCACUUUGAGCUGCUGCAAAGUCUUGUACUGUGAGAAAAUUUGAUGAUUGCAUGAAAAAUAUUUCAAAGUUAGAUCUUGAUGCUGCUACUUGGUUAAAUGACAAAGAACCUAGCGAAUGGUCUAGGUCGCAUUUCUCUUCAGAUGCUAAGUGUGACAUCUUACUAAAUAAUGUGUGUGAAGUGUUUAAUAGCAUGAUACUUGAUGCUCGAGACAAGCCAAUUGUGACACUUUUGGAGAAAGUGCGCUAUCUACUCAUGGCUAGAAUGCAAACUAAUAGGGAAAAAGCAUAUAAAUGGAAAUCGGGUGAUGUUUGUCCUAGGAUCAAGGAUAUAUUACAUAACAAUCAGAUUGCAGCUGCUGAAUAUAUCCCUAGAAAAUCUAAUCACUGGAGCUAUGAAAUUUUAGGAGCUACAAUUACGGACAAUUGGGCAGUUGACUUGGAGAAUAAAUCUUGCAGUUGUCGAAAAUGGAGUCUCACUGGGAUCCCUUGCAAGCAUGCUAUUGCAGCAAUUUGGGCUAAAAAGGAUAACAUUCUUGACUAUGUUCAUGAUUGUUACAAUGUGGAAACAUAUAGAAGAAUUUAUGAAAAUUCAGUUCUUCCAAUGAAUGGACCACAAAUGUGGCCUAAGUCAAGUAAAGUUCCUCCUCUGCCUCCAAGGGUUAUAAAAGAUAAUAAGAGAGGAAGAAAACAAAAAGUGAGAAGAAAGGAACAAGAUGAAGUUGGAGCUAGUCGAACAAAGAUGAAACGAAAGCAAAAAUCUCUAGAUUGUAGUACAUGUCACAAACCUGGCCACAAUACAAGGACUUGCAAAUAUAAUGUUGUGCCACCAGAAACUACCUCUUCAUUUCGGCCGAAACUACAUCUUAGAAGAGGACAGGACGAAGUUGUACAAGGAGUAGUAGAACAGGAACAAAUGGGAUAUGUCGAAGUAGAAAUUGGACCAGAUUUUGUUUGGGAAAAUUCUCAAUGUACACAACAAAGUGGACCUACUUUUUGAAGCUAUAACAGUUUUUUGGGAAUUGCUUGCUGCUGGUGCGGGAAUUGUUUAGCUGUUGUGUUUGUUGGUUUGGCUGUUGUUUUUUUAUGAAGACGAUGACAACUUAGAUGUUGUUUUUCCCGGAGUUUGGCUGCUAUUUUUUGCUGUAAUUUACAUGUUGUUUCUGCUGAAAAUGACAACAAUUUGGAUGCUGAUUUUGGCUGCUGUUUUUGCUGGAAUUUACCUGCUGUUUUUGCUGAAAAUAACAACAAUUUGCGUGCUGUUUAAGCUGGAAUUUGACUGCUGUUUAUGACUGCAAUUAGAAUGUUGUUUUGGUGUUUUUUCACAGCUGUUUUGCUGCUGUUUUUGCUCAAAAAUGACUGAUGUUCUUUGCUGAUUUUUGUGAAUGGUGCUGAAAUUUGACAUUAGCUGUUGUUUUACUAUUUUUUGGGGGUUGUAAACUGCUUUUGAAAUGAAACAAAAUGUUGUUGAAUCCUCUUA
Molecule: messenger RNA, 2913 nt
Organism: Lycium barbarum (goji berry)
Lineage: Eukaryota; Viridiplantae; Streptophyta; Magnoliopsida; Solanales; Solanaceae
Exons: 3
Coding region: 1486-2433 (315 amino acids)
Molecular function (GO): zinc ion binding
Source: RefSeq, a predicted model, not a curated record